AGAAUGGACUGCUGUUUUGUGAUAAGGAACAUGUAACUUUUUACAACUCUCAAUUGCAUCUGAAUCAAUAUCAAUGUCUGUGACAGGUUAAGAAAAUUGAUUUGGUCUUCCAAAAGCUGUGAUUUCCUUACAGUGCAGUCUCAGCACCUGCCGUCCUCCCCAUUGGAGUAAAGUUCCUUUCAUUGUAUACCCAUUAGUUUGGCAGCUGUGGAAGUGAAGGGAGAAGAAAUCUUGCACCUAAGAUGACAGAGAAAUCCAAUGUAGCUAGCAGUAUCCCUGCAAAUGAAUAAAGCAUAUUUCAGCUUCUUCAGGAGGCAUAAAUGACACACCCUGACCAAAGUACACAAUCGUUUGAUUGGUACAAGAAGAUCAUGGGGAUCCAGGUACAAAUGUAGAAAAGGAGGAAGAGAGAGAUCUAGUUAAUCAGUAAUUCCCAAGCAUAAUGCAGGUUUGAACAAACAAUACAGUCUCUCAACAGUAAGGACAGUAUCUCAGCUGAAACACUUCUCGGCACAAGUCUAUUGUUCUGAGAAAGAAGAAAAUGAAAAGCAAGACAAGUUUUCUUCUGCAAGGAGAGGCAUGUUCUUCCAGAUGUCCAGAUAACACUGCAUUCAAACAGCAGAGACUACCAGCUUGGAAGCCCCAGCUUAACGUUGCAAGUGUGCUCUGCAGCUUCUUUCUCACAGGUGCCUUCUGCAUCGCUGUUGGAGUCUGCCUCACGCUGUCUGCAAACAGCGUCAGAGAAAUUCAGAUUGAUUAUUCAGAUAAAUGUUCAGAGUGUUCAAAAUUCCGUGAAAAUUCUUCUAACUGGAAUAAUGAAUGCCACUGUUCUGCUGAUUUCGUGCUAGAGGAGGGUAUAAUGGGUGAUGUUUUUAUGUACUAUGGCCUGCAAAACUUCUAUCAAAACCACCGUCGAUACAUGAUAUCAAGGAGUAAUGCACAGCUGCUGGGUCAGAAGGCAAAUAUCCAGCAGCACUGCGCACCCUUUGCCACCUACCAAAAUGGAACACCCAUGGCUCCCUGUGGUGCUAUUGCCAACAGCAUGUUCAAUGAUACUAUCGAGCUUUUCUACAGUUUUAACUCAUCUGUUAUUCAAGUGCCUCUGCUGAGGACUGGGAAUUGUUGGUGGACAGACAAGAAUGUGAAGUUUCGCAAUCCAAAAUCACACAAUCUCUCUUCUGCAUUUGCAGGGACAGCAAGACCUCCCUACUGGCAGAAGCCAGUGUAUUUAUUAGACGAGGAAGAUGAAAGGAACAACGGUUACGUAAAUGAAGACCUCAUUAUCUGGAUGCGAGUGUCAGCCUUUGCUACAUUCCGAAAUCUUUACCGGCGUGUCAAGCGGGUAGAGCAGUUUGCAGAUGGCCUUCCUGCUGGGAAUUACACUUUUCAGAUUUCCUAUAAUUUCCCUGUUAGCAAAUUCAAGGGGAGGAAGCAUGUGAUUCUUUCAACCGUGGUAUGGAGCGGAGGAAGUAGCCAAUUCCUGGGAAUUGCCUAUCUGGUUACUGGCUCAGCAGCAACUCUGACAGGUUUUGUGAUAACUGGCAUUCAUUUAAAGCUCAGAAAGAAGAAGACAUACUUUCAGAAGUAGUAAGGUUCCCUGGCUUUAUGAAAAAAGGCAAAGCUGUGCUGUGAAAAAGAAUAUGCACCACACACCCUUCGUUAUUUUGCCUGAGCUCUGGAUCUGUUUCAGUAACAUGUUUGGUGAUCAUAAGCAAAUUGAGGAGCAUCAAUUCAUCAUCCAAACUCAAACUUUCCCUAGAAUGCAUUCUUACUAAUGUAUGUAUGCUCCUAAAUUUGCUUCCUAGGAAACCUGUAGUGAGAUCAAGAUCAAAUGACGGAUAGCAUAGUGGGUUGGAAUUGUAGUGGCAAAGAAAUUACAUGGUACUAAUGGUUGGCCAGAAGUAAGGGUCCAUAUUAAUUUCCUAGCACAGUAUUUCUCUGGAGCUUUGGAUGGGUAAAAAGUUAGUUCUUGAUCCAUCAGAAAACUUCAGCAGGUGGUAUAAAAUCUAGUUGUGAGCCACCCAUGCAUGGGCUAAAUGGCUUUAGGUACUUUUUUAAGCCAUCCUGAAAAGCUGCCAAUUUAGCACAGCAUAUUCAUCACGGUUUGGCACUCAAUUUAUGACUGAGCACAGGACAUUUUUUAGCAGUUUCUUUCAAUAUAAUUUAUUGGUUUUACCUAGAUACUGAGACUGAGCUGCAAAGCUAGAGGGCAUCAAAACACUGAUUUACAUUUUUUUAAUUGCUAUUGUUAAAUUAAAAGCUCCUUCAAUGGUAAAUAUUUUAGCUGAAAAUUCUACCUAAUACAACUAUUUGGCCACAAUUCCACUCCUACCUACCCCAUCCUGCCACACAGAAAUUCAUUGACUCUUAUAUCUUUUCAAAUCCCAUUUUCUGUGCUGUGGUGACUUAGUGUCAAUAAAAAUAAAGCAUCAGAAAAUCUAUCAACUUAAUUUUGAAAAAGUAAAGACUGCAGGUCAUGAAAAGCUUAACAAUUUUCAUGGUUUGUGUUCAAAGUUGUACACAGUUAGGAAUUACUUCCAGUUUCUCACAAAGCAUAGGAACAGCACUGAAGAAUUUAGGUCAAACACGCCAUGAUUUAUCUGAAUUUUUUUAAAAUAACUUUUCUGUUGUGAAGGUGCAAAUGGAAUAAAACACUUCACUUCCCUUGAUAAA
Messenger RNA from Pogoniulus pusillus (Red-fronted tinkerbird), 2673 nucleotides. RefSeq names its product cell cycle control protein 50C-like. NCBI's taxonomy places the organism in Eukaryota, Metazoa, Chordata, Aves, Piciformes, Lybiidae. Gene Ontology annotation, cellular component: endoplasmic reticulum; plasma membrane; Golgi apparatus. The record is from RefSeq and is a predicted model, not a curated record. The coding region runs from base 542 to 1588 and encodes 348 amino acids. The transcript is spliced from 7 exons.